This is a messenger RNA of Amphibalanus amphitrite, 1554 nucleotides long. RefSeq names its product loricrin-like. The transcript has 3 exons. NCBI's taxonomy places the organism in Eukaryota, Metazoa, Arthropoda, Thecostraca, Balanomorpha, Balanidae. The coding region runs from base 430 to 1377 and encodes 315 amino acids. The record is from RefSeq and is a predicted model, not a curated record.
AACCUUACACUUCUGUUGGCCCAUCGCGCGGCAAAGACACGACCUUUGCAAUGUUCCGUGGUCAGUACCAUAUUUUGUUUUCAUCCCAUACAUUUGAUGUUUGCCGCUCUAUAGUACGUAGGUGCCGUUGUUUUAUUAUCGGCCGUAUUGUUCAGCGGACAUAUUGUAUUGUAUUGUUCUUCUGCCAUUGAGGGAUUUCCAGUUUGUUUUCUAUCAACCAGGAAAUAUGUCGGAUUUCGAACUGGUCCGGCGCCGCCGCCCAGUCCAUUGCUCCGCACGGGGUGGCGGGGAUGGAAGCCGCUUCGGGAAAUCUGUGAUGUCACUUGGAAAACUGCACGUCACGUUCUGUAGUAUAAAUACACCGACAAUGCGAUCCUCUGCCAUUCUCUGCAGAAGAACAGGACAGAACAGAACAGCAGUAUCCUCAUCAUGAAGGUGUUGGCGGUAUUCGUGACUCUGCUGUCGGUGGCUCUGGCCGGCCAUCUCUACACCCAUGGCUGCGGCAGCCCGCACUGCGGCGGCGGAGGGGCCGCCAUCCCCGUCAUUGGCGGCUGCAGUGGCCUCGGCUGUGGCGGCAGCAGCAGCAGCAAGAAGUCCAGCUUCCACUCCAGCAGCAGCCACCACACCUCCGGAGGAUGCGGCGGCGGCAGCUGCGGCGGCAGCCACACCGUGGUCAUUCCUGUCAGCUCGGGAUGCAGCGGCCCUGGCUGUGGAGGUCCGAUCGUCCCCGUGGGUUCCGGAUGCAGUGGACCUGGCUGCGGAGCCCCCAUUGUCCCAGUGGGUUCUGGCUGCAGCGGUCCUGGCUGUGGAGGCCCGAUCGUCCCCGUGGGUUCCGGAUGCAGCGGUCCUGGAUGCGGAGGACCCAUCGUUCCUGUUGGCUCCGGCUGCUCCGGCAUCGGCUGUGGAGACACUGUGACCAAGACCACCAAGACUAGCCACGCUGUGACCACCAAGGAGAACUCUCACAGCGUCACCAAGGGAACCUCGGGCUCCCUCCAUAACAUCGGCUCCGGCUUCAACACCGGACACCAGGGUGCUCUGAGCUCCGGCCACGGGUUCAGGAAGACGAGCACCCACGCGGUGCUCCCCGCCGUGGGCGCCAGUCACGCUGUCGGCGGCUCGCACGGCUUCUCCAGCUCCUUCAAGAAGAGCCACUCGAGCCACUCCAGCGGCGGCUCCCACUUCGGCGGCGGCCAGGUGGUGGCGCCCGUGGUGGCGGUAACCAAGACGUGCUCCACCUGUGGUGGCUCGCACGGGUCGCAGUUCAGCUCGUUCAAGAGCAGCUCGAUCCAGAGUUCUGGCGGUCAGCUGGGGGGAUCGUCGCUCUGCGGAGGCGGACCCUGCCACUCGAGCACACACCUCGGAUAUGGAAAGUAGACGAUGAUUUUGCAUCUUUGGUGGAUCUGUACCCCAAGGAAUGUCUUAGGAAAAAUACAUCCCGAACAUCCAGAUGAAAUAACUACUUUAGAGGUUGUAACUUUUAUGAUUCGUUUCAUUAUUUAUGUGAUGAAAUAUUACCUAUAUGAUGUUUGAAUAAAAACUAAACAUCGAGAA